AUUUACCUAUAAUUAUAUUAUACCUUUGAUAUCUUCAGUUACAUUACAGCUGUGAGUUACAAGUGUUUCUACACUGAAGAUGGUGAUGGUGGCCAGGUGAUGGUGGCCAGGUGAUGGUGGCCAGGUGAUGGUGGCCAGGUGAUGGUGGUUAGGUGAUGGUAGCCAGGUGAUGGUGGCCAGGUGAUGGUGGCCAGGUGAUGGUGGUCAGGUGAUGGUGGUCAGGUGAUGGUGGCCAGGUGAUGGUGGUCAGGUGAUGGUGGCCAGGUGAUGGUGGUCAGGUGAUGGUGGCCAGGUGAUGGUGGCCAGGUGAUGGUGGUCAGGUGAUGGUGGUUAGGUGAUGGUGGCCAGGUGAUGGUGGUCAGGUGAUGGUGGUCAGGUGAUGGUGGUCAGGUGAUGGUGGCCAGGUCAGUGAGGAUACAGGAGGCACUCACCAUCCACUCGGGUAUAUGUCUUAACGACAGAUUCGUAAUAUUUGCCCAUGCACUCGCUCUACUGCGCGUAUAUUGCUGCUCUCAAGGACUGUCUUCUACGUUGAGUGGGUUCCUGUAGUAGGAUCCUCCUCCCUUGAUCAUCCUUGUGUUGUGUUGAGGUGUUUGCAAUGCAAACGUAUCGUGUAGAUCGAAGAUUUCCCUUAUUGAGAUCCAGUAAUGUUUACAACUCAAUAUGGAGGGUUGAAUGAUGGGACUCCUCCCACAUUCACACGGUGCGGCCACUGAGGGCCCGCCCGUUCGAAUGGGCGGAGUCAGUAGCCCUAGUGGCUGCCAGGGCGGCACAGGGGUGGCGAGAGGCGGGGCAAGCCUCAUAAACUGGGUGGGAACUACAAGAUCAUCUCAAUGCCAUUACGGGCGGACAGUUACAGCUAAACCGUGAGCAAAGAGCAACGCGGUACCACCGUGCCGUGGCCCCAGUGACACUCGCCACCAUUAUGGAUUCUGAUUAAGAGGGUUUUGUGUGUGUGUGAUGGAUUAAGGCGUGGCGGCGGCGUGGAUGCAGAUAGAGUAAGGGUUGACCAUGUUAAGUGUGGCAGUGUGGGACGUCUGCUCAACCAUGGCCCGCACUCCACUCAAACAUUCCUUCUCCAUCAGCUCCAUCCUGCCGGAGACGGCGCUGGACACUCCUACGGUCCUUCCCAGGGACGUGCCCACGCCUAAAGACGAGCUGCUCAUGGACGACGUGGAGAUGACCACAGCUGAAGACGACGAGGAGGACGAGGUUGAUAUUGACGUCACUGGCGCUGUCAGUCCUGGGGCCAUGUCUGAGUCUGAGGCCGAAGACCACAACGACAAAGACGACAAAGAAGUGAAAAAGGAUGACGACAGCGAGAAGAAAGACGGGGAAAAGAAGAAGAAACACGAAAAACCUCCGUUCAGCUACAACGCUCUCAUCAUGAUGGCCAUCAGGUCCUCUCCUGAGAAGAGACUCACUCUGAACGGCAUCUACGAGUUCAUCAUGAAGAACUUCCCAUAUUACCGUGAGAAUAAACAAGGAUGGCAGAACUCCAUCCGCCACAACCUGAGUUUAAACAAGUGUUUCGUUAAGGUUCCUCGGCACUACGACGACCCCGGCAAGGGUAACUACUGGAUGCUCGACCCCUCGGCUGACGAUGUGUUUAUCGGCGGUACUACGGGCAAGUUGCGGCGUCGCUCCACCACGGCAUCGAGAAACCGCUUGGCAGCCUUUAAGCAGUCACUCUUGGGCCGCUUCGGUUGCUAUCCACCUUUUGGUCUGACUCCGUACGCCGCGGCGGCGGCUGCGGCGGGACUAGGCGGGGCUCUAGCUCCUGGUUCCUUGCCUGUAUCCUUGCCAGGGGCUCUCCCAGGGGCUCUUGCUUCAACGCCGCUAUACCAACAAGCCACCGCUGCUGCCGCAGCCGCAGCUGCCUUGUACCGCGGGUACUCACCGUCCUACUACUCCAGCCCGUUACCCUCUGGUCCAGCGCCGCUGACGGGUCCAGCGCCGCCCUCUGGUCUACCCAAACCCACCGCCCUCACUCCCGCCGCCGCCCACCCGCCCACCACAUCCUUUAGCGUAGACCGAUUGUUAUCCGAUACGCCCGUGAGUGCGCCGCCCUUACUGGGCGGCCCACCUCCCUUAUUACUGGGUGGGCUGGGCGGUGCUCACACCCUCUCUCCCUAUGAUGUGUAUCGUAGCUCCCUACUGUCACAAGCGGGUCUGGGACAUACCCUGGGGGGUAUGGGUGGUGCCCUCAACCCUGGUCUGGGUAUGGUGGGUGUUGGUAGCCCCGGCAGCAGCAACCUGGCUACCAUCGUCACCAGCAGCAGCAGCAGUAGCAGCAGCAGUAACAGCACCGGUAACAGCAGUAACAGCGAGGCUGCCGUCCGUCAGACAGUGUACAAACCUGUGACGGUAGUGGCCAGACCUAGCUAAUGACCAGACCUAGCUAGUGGCCAGGCCUAGCUAGUAGUGCUGCAGACGCCCGCACGCCCGCCCUGACCGCCCAAGCCGUGUAUAUACUGUAUGUAUGGACCGCUGUGUACAGUGUACGCGUGUGACUGUGUCUUACACCAAAGUUGUACAACACUGUGUGUACAAGUUUUAAAUUAUAUAUAAUGAUAAAAAUAAUACUGAUAAUGAUAAUAAUAAUAAUUCAGAUGGUAAUGAGGUGUUUUCUUAACAUUCCAUUUUGACCCAAUCAAUUCAAGAGAUCUUGAUUCAAGGAACUGGAGUUACCCUCCACUUCCUCGGGUCAAACCUCAUUUCCUGCAUUUCCCAAUUUGAUGUGUG
Molecule: messenger RNA, 2745 nt
Organism: Cherax quadricarinatus
Lineage: Eukaryota; Metazoa; Arthropoda; Malacostraca; Decapoda; Parastacidae
Product: fork head domain transcription factor slp1
Biological process (GO): regulation of transcription by RNA polymerase II
Cellular component (GO): nucleus
Molecular function (GO): DNA-binding transcription factor activity; sequence-specific double-stranded DNA binding
Source: RefSeq, a predicted model, not a curated record